Messenger RNA from Aspergillus clavatus NRRL 1, 1287 nucleotides. Its product is annotated as protein kinase domain protein. Lineage: Eukaryota; Fungi; Ascomycota; Eurotiomycetes; Eurotiales; Aspergillaceae. Gene Ontology annotation, biological process: regulation of mRNA processing; protein phosphorylation; spliceosomal complex assembly. Gene Ontology annotation, molecular function: protein kinase activity; ATP binding. The coding region runs from base 1 to 1287 and encodes 428 amino acids. The record is from RefSeq and is a predicted model, not a curated record. The transcript is spliced from 2 exons.
AUGUCGCGGGUCGAAGACGAUGCAAGGAACCGUCAUAUCGAAUAUAACUGGAUCGAUGGCACGGAAUCGCUUGAAAAGUACAGACCCGGAGGCUAUCAUCCUAUCAUGAUUGGGGAUAUGCUUCACGGGCGAUAUCGCGUCGUGGAUAAACUAGGUUUUGGAGGUUAUUCAACUGUUUGGCUUGCUCGAGAUACUUGUCUGGAACACUAUGUGGCUGUUAAAGUUGGUAUAGCAGACUCAGCUCUGCAGGAGACCAAUAUCCUCCGCGCUCUUUCUACGCCAUUACCAUCGUCGUUGCCCGUGCAUCCAGGGCAUAGUGCUAUUCCCCUACCCUUGGAUGAAUUUAAGGUGAAUGGCCCUAACGGAAGACAUAUAUGCUACACAACGACUCCUGCCCGAUGCAAUCUCAGAGAAGUAUCAUUUAGUCACCUGUUUCCUCUUGAUGUUGCGCGGGCGCUAUCAGGUGGCCUUACACUAGCUAUUGCGUAUAUGCACUCACAAGGCUAUGCUCAUGGAGAUAUCCACCUCCGUAAUGUCUUGGUUAAACUCCCAUCCAGUUUUGAUCACCUCUCAGUUGAGCAGCUAUAUGACCAAUACGGAGAACCUGAGACAGUCCCCAUUACACGCUGUGAUGGAAAACCACUUCCACCAAAUGUCCCAGCAAAGGCAGUGUUACCACUUUACCUUGGAAAAGAUGCCGAGGAAUUCUCACUAUCAGAUGCGCACGUGCUUCUGGGCGACUUUGGCGAGGCAUUUGCCCCAGACUUAAAAGUCCGCAACGGAGAAGACUGCCACACACCGCUAGCAAUGCGACCACCAGAGGCCCGGUUCGAACCACAGGCCCCUCUUUCAUAUUCCGCAGAUAUCUGGAGCUUGGCCAUAGCAAUCUGGGAGAUUCUUGGCAUGAAGGCUAUUUUCAGCAGUGAAUUUGCUACUGCUGAUGAAAUAGCUUCCCAGCAAAUUGAUGUGUUGGGGCCGAUGCCCCUCAAGUGGUGGGAGCUCUGGGGAGAGCGGGGCCAAUUCUUUGAUGACAAUGGACAUCCAAAAGAGGGUCGGUAUGUGUGGCCACCGAUUGAUAAGGCAUUUAAGGAAAGUGUACAGACGUAUCGGCGGAAGCUGGGGGUAGGCGAGUUUGAGAGGGAGGAAGCAGCUGCCAUCUUAGAUUUGAUGCGUCAGAUGCUGGCAUUCCGACCAGAAGAACGACCGACAGCCGAAGAGGUCCUACAGUCGGAGUGGAUGGUAAAGUGGGUAUUACCUGAGCUUGAGCGACGGUCGCUGAUGAAGUAG